AUGGGAGCGGCGAAGAUGAGAUCGGUGAACAUGGAGUCCAAAGCAAUCAAGAGUCAGUGCUUUCUAACGUUUGGUCUUUCAUUCAACUUGAUCCUGACUUUAGGGUCACUUGGAUUCACGUGCUAUUCAUUGCAUCGAUUAGAUUCUCGUGUGACAACAGUCGAACAGAAUGUUUUACUAACAAAUCCCUCUGAUCAGCUUCUCAGUCGAGUGACUGUUGAACCAACUUCUGCCGAACCACAUCCAGGUGGCUCACGAAUUAAAGAGACUGUCCGCGAUAAAAGAGCUGCGGAUAAAGGAUCCAGUUGCCGCAAAUGUAGACGCGACUGCCCUAAUUCGAGUGGUGUAAGUUUUUUUUUUGUUUGCUCGUUUAUCAAAUAUCAUCUUCACAAAUGCAUAGAGAUCUUUUUGAGGAAAAUUUGAAUGACUGGAACAUAAACCUGCUUGUUAACCUAAGUUAACCGAAAGAGUAACAACACAAAAGAACAAUUUAGUCGGGGAAAUUUUUGAUCACAGCCUUAUCGCGAAUUAUCUAUAACUAGGGAAUACGCCAGGUUUAAUCUGCUUCAACGAGAGCAGAACACUUUCUUAUGAAGUUGCUUCCUUGAUGUAACACAUUCUCUCUCAAGGGCGUCAGUGUUGUGACACUCAUAAGUAACGCAGUCUCCGAUCCAUCAAUAGUUUGAAUGAGUGCCAUCAAGAAAGUGGUAGAUGAGGCGGCGAGGAUAAUUUUAUUUAAUUCACUUUUAUUCCAUUACAUCUCUUUUAGCGGUGACUUUGGCUUAACAAAGACUCAGUCGCCUACAGAAGACUAUCAUGCUAAAAGCAACCAUCCAUAAUUUUAUGAGAAAUAAUGCGAGUUAUUUUUUUCUCAAAGAAACAGAACUUGACAAUGGAAGGAAGCCAGGAAAAGACAGUUUGUGUGGAGGGUAAGUUUCGUGUGACUUUAUUUAACGCUUAUUUCAACAGCGUUUAUAAGUCACUUAUUGGCAGUUUCGGUUUUAGCAUUGGUUGUAUUUCUACUCACGGGGCUGCUGUGGGAAAAAACUCUUGACUUUUAGUUACCGGAAAUGUGGCGCUAAUAUAACAGUGCAUCUUUAGGAAUCGUCACGUCAAAUGUUAUCGAAGAGGUUUCUGACAGUCAUUAAGCCAGUUUGGCAUGCAAGGGACAAAACCAACGAAAGGAUAAGAUGGAAAGAAAGAAUUAACCUAACAGAAUUAUUUAUUCUCAGCAAAUGGAAAUUGUCAGCAUAUCGCGAUGGCUUUCUUAUAAUGUCACUGACAUUAAAUGCUCCUCGUAUUUUUCUAGUUUCAUGAAUGCCAUAUAGCACCUGAAAGGGAAAAUAGAGCAUUAUGAGAAAAAGUGGAAAAAGAGGUCAUCUGAAGGAGAGUACUGCAAAGAGGAUAAAAAAAAAACAAAAUUGUCAUGAUUUUCUUUCUUUUAAUGACAACCAUAUCAUUUAUUGGCCGUCUGUUACUGUGUGUUCCUUUCAUCGGAUCUUGUAGGACCUCAAGGCCCGCCUGGACCACCAGGAACUCCUGGCUUACCAGGUUCCCAAGGCUCCCCCGGGAAAAAUGGAAAACGGGGGCGAAGAGGAACAAAAGGCCCGCCGGGUCCCCAGGGAAAACGGGGUGUCCGAGGUUUGCCUGGACCCCCUGGAAAGUCGGCACAACUUAAAACAAAUCGUAACAGAGGAAAUCAGUUAGGUAAUAAAAUGUACUUCUUAACCUAUAUCGGAACGGAAGGACUUGAAAUAUUAAUUUUCUUUAGCACUUUAAAGCUAAAACGUGUCCAAAUACAAAAGUUCUUGACACAAUAACACUAACAUUAGCUUUACGAAGUUUAUAAGUCUUAAUUGGUCUAUCUUCAUGUCAGGCCGCACAGUCCAUUUCCGUGAUAAGAACCAGUAAACUGUUACUCGUACUUCUCUAAAUUUUCAAACUUAAUGCAAUAGCAGAAGAAAGUCACUUUUUUUUUUCAGAAAAACCGUACUUUGUUAAAAAGCCUCCCACCUCUGUGACGGUUAAAGAGAAAGAAACGGUCACAUUACCUUGUGAAGCAAAUGGCUUUCCUCAACCGGUAAUCACGUGGUAUAAAGAUGAACGCUUAAUAGAAGAAGACAGAAAGCAUUUCGGGAAAGAAAGAUCUGAUAUUGAAAGAAAGCGAGUUCAAGGAUCGCGGUUUGUUCACCUGUAA
This is a messenger RNA of Pocillopora meandrina, 2197 nucleotides long. The record is from the annotation of a GenBank genome assembly. NCBI's taxonomy places the organism in Eukaryota, Metazoa, Cnidaria, Anthozoa, Scleractinia, Pocilloporidae.